This is a messenger RNA of Calliphora vicina (urban bluebottle blowfly), 5723 nucleotides long. It is a transcript of the gene slpr, whose product is annotated as slipper. The coding region runs from base 1001 to 5578 and encodes 1525 amino acids. Gene Ontology annotation, biological process: signal transduction; protein phosphorylation. Gene Ontology annotation, cellular component: cytoplasm. Gene Ontology annotation, molecular function: protein kinase activity; protein binding; ATP binding. NCBI's taxonomy places the organism in Eukaryota, Metazoa, Arthropoda, Insecta, Diptera, Calliphoridae. The record is from RefSeq and is a predicted model, not a curated record. The transcript has 11 exons.
AAGAAAAUGUAAACGGCACUUAGUUAAAUGGAAAAAAAUAGUACGACACACACCAAUAGCAAAGAAAAAAAUCGCAAAUGAUUAAAAUUUGCAGUAAAAACUCGAUAAAUACGAUAAAAAAAUUAACUUAAAUAUUAAAAUAAAUAACAACGAAAUAGAAAAUUAAAAAAUUUAUAUAAAACUAAAGAAAACGACUGAGAAAUAAACGAAAAAUAAACAAGAAAAAUAAAGUUGCUGACCAAAAAAAAUAAAGAAAAAAUUUGAAAAAAAAAGAAACAACAAGAAGAAACUUCAUAUGUAACCAGCAGCAGAAACGUUAGAACGAUACAUCACAAUAAAAAAAAACAAUUUAUAGCAAAAGAGUGCAAAAAAAAAAUCAGCAAAAUUAUAAUAAUUUAUAAAAUACGCAUGGCUUAUAAAAGUGUCAACAACAUUGAAAAGCAACAACAACAACAAAAUAACGAACAGCCGCAGCAGCAGCAGCAAUACGAACGAAUUAUAAUAAAACAACAGCAGCUCUUCAACAACAACAAUAAUAACAAUAACAUCAACUACUACAACAACAACAAUUAUAAUCAAGUGUUAAAAUAACAAGAGAACAAAAAAGAAUAACAGAGAAACUCUUAAAGAGUUAGACAAGAGCUUGUUUUUUUCACAUAUUUUUUUUUGUUCUUCUUUAUUUGUUGGCCAAAAAUCAGCACCAGAAAUACAAGAAGCAGCAUUAGUUAAGAAAAUAAAGCAACAAAUACUACACCAGCAAAGCAAACUUUAAAGAAAUCAAGUAAAUAAAUACAAAAAAUUCCAUGCUAAAAGAAAUCUAAACAGACCUAAGGACAGAUAGACAGACAGUAGCACGAAUUGUUAUAGCUUGAAGUAGAGAGAAGAAGCUAAAAAAAACAACAACAAAUUUAAACAUUAAUUAGCAGUUGUUUUGGUUGUUGUUGCUGUCAAAACGUCGUCAUAAAUAUUUUUAUUUUUUUUUAUCAAUUGCCAACAUUUAAUGCCUGCUCGUCACUACAACGUCACACAAAUGAUCGCAAUUAGCGAAGAACAACAACAAGACAAUAAUAAUGCCACCAGCAACCACCCUAAUACAGCAGUUGCCACCAACAACACCAACACUUCAGCAGCCUACACAGUCGUCACCAACAACAGCCACAGCCACAGCAGCAGUAAUACUAACACAUCAUCUGCCUCUCCCUCAGCAAUAAAUGGCCAUAAAUUAGCCAACAACAGCAGCAAUUCAAAAUUAAAACCCUACAAUGGUUAUAAAAAAUCACAAAAUAAUAUCCCUAAUUCAACUAACUCCACUAGCAACAACUCUGCCUCCUUAUGCUCCUCCUCCGUCGCCGCCAACAACUACACAACCACAGCUAAUAAUGUCAGCUGCAAGUCGUCCACCAAUGAUACUAAGCGACCACCUUUAAAUGGUAAUACAAACGGUAUGGCAGCCCAUAACAGCACCAACACUACCACCAGCUGCACUAUGCUGGUGAGCUCCUCUUCUAUAACUCACACCACCGCCACAAUCAAUUCACAACAAUGUAGCGAUUCGCAAAAUUCACAAUCCCAACAGAGUGAUAAUAUACCGCCGGGCGGUAGUCUUUGGACGGCUUUGUAUGACUAUGAGGCCCAGGGUGAGGAUGAGUUAACGUUGCUGAGAGGUCAGGUGGUGUUGGUUUUAUCCAUGGAUCCCAAUGUAUCGGGAGAUGAGGGUUGGUGGAUUGGCAAAAUAGGAGACAGGUGCGGCAUCUUUCCCAGUAAUUUCGUUACCAAUCAGGAUCCCAUGAUGAUAAAUGUGCCUUCAGCUAUUGGUGAUAUACAGCCGCAUGAAGUCGAAUUCGAAGAACUUGAUAUACAAGAAGUCAUAGGAGUAGGUGGUUUCUGCAAAGUCCAUCGAGGCUACUAUCGCAAUGAAGAGGUAGCCAUUAAGGCAGCAAGACAAACAGCCGAUGAGGAUAUGGAUACCAUGCGUGAUAGUGUGUUGCAGGAGGCUAAAUUAUUUUGGGCUUUGAAACAUGAAAAUAUAGUUUCAUUAAGAGGUGUGUGUCUUAAGCCGCCCAAAUUGUGUUUGGUCAUGGAAUAUUCACGCGGUGGCAGUUUAAAUCGUGUGCUGGCUGGCAGAAAAAUACCACCAGAUGUUUUGGUGAAUUGGGCCAUACAGAUAGCAAAAGGCAUGAAUUAUUUGCACAAUGAAGCACCUAUAUCAGUGAUACAUAGGGAUUUGAAGAGUUCUAAUGUUCUAAUAUUUGAACCUAUAGAGGGCGAUAAUUUGCAUAAGAAAACCUUAAAAAUAACUGAUUUUGGUUUGGCCCGCGAGCUGUACAAUACCACACGUAUGUCGGCAGCUGGUACUUAUGCCUGGAUGCCGCCCGAAGUUAUAAGUCGUGGCACCUACUCCAAAUCCUCAGAUGUUUGGAGUUAUGGUGUCUUAUUAUGGGAACUAAUAACGGGUGAGACACCCUAUAAAGGUUUUGAUUCCUUAUCGGUGGCCUAUGGAGUGGCCGUCAAUACCCUAACAUUGCCAAUACCAAAAACAUGUCCAGAGGCCUGGGGAAAACUCAUGAAAAAUUGUUGGGCGAGUGACCCUCAUAAUCGUCCGGGUUUCAAAGAUAUUUUACUCAAUCUAGAGGAUAUAGCACGUUCCGGUUUUACUUCCACACCCCAGGAAUCGUUUCAUACCAUGCAGGAUGGCUGGAAGAAAGAAAUUGCUGAAGUUUUACAUGAAUUGCGCUUAAAAGAAAAGGAACUGCGCAACAAAGAGGAACAGCUGCGUCUCAUACAAAUGCAACAGCAUGAGCAGGCCAACAAUUUGAAAAUCUUUGAACAACAAUUGCGCGCCCGUGAGCUGGAACUAAUGGGCCGUGAAUUGAUAAUGGCUCAGACAAUACCGAAACCAAAUAAACGACGUAAUAAAUUUAAAUUUAAACCUAAAAAGGAUCCAGUGCAAAUAUCGUUGCCCACGGAAUUUCGUCACACCAUAACGACAAUACGAGAUCAGACGUGUGUGGUGCCGACGCCACCCGGUUCGCCGGCCAUAUCGGGUCUAAGGAUAGUGGCACUGAGUCCUGAUGGUUUCAAGGGUAAAACCUGGGGUCCCUCAACGGUACACCAACGAGAACGUUGCCAUCUUAAUACUGCCAUCCAUUCGACCGAAUGGCAUGCUGCAAAUGUAACGAGCAACUCUUCGUUUAGCAAGAGUGCUCCCAAUCUUGAUAAGAAGGCUGCCGCCAUACGACAACAACAGCAAAAUACUUGCAACACUUCACCAUCGUCACCCAAUAACGGCUAUAAUCCAACACAUCAUUCUCUGCAUCAGCUUAAUAAUACUACUACGACUAGUACGGUGGCUACUACGCCCACAACACAAGGCUAUAAUACCAAAGAUGAUUGGUGCUCUCCCAUACACACAAUGCCGGGCGGUGGUCCUAAUCUUCCCAUUAUGUCUCCAAAUCCUUAUUUAUUAAGUCGUUUUACUUCCAACAUUCCCAUGCCCACUUUAUAUGCCGGCGAUGCUGUGCGCAAACCCAAAUUAUCCGUUAUCGAGGUUUUGCUAUACAAUAUGGCGGCUCUUUUGGCUGGGGUGGCGGCUGGUUAUGAUGUACGCAUGUCAAAUGUUUCGCCCUUUCAUCCCACAUUGUUGAGUGAUGUACCCGCCUUGAAAGCUCCCAUGGAUAUGGAACUGCCCCAGGUUGGAGAAGAUCGUCGUUUUGCGGCGAAUACCUAUCAUGGCACUGGCAAUAGAAAUAGAACCGCAUUAAGCUCUCUCACCUACGAAGCAUCCGAUGCCCCUGAUUCGCCCAGACGCAAUACCGAUUCCCCUUUGGCUCACAACAAGAAACUAACCAAACAAUCCUCUCAAAAUGUUGUAGAUAGCGCAGCAGCAUUUACCAAAUACCAACACCAUCAUCAGCAGCAGUCUCACAUACCCCAGCCGCAAUACACGAAAUCAUUGACACAACCACCCACGCCCCAACACUAUCAUCAUCCCCAGCAGCUGCAACAGCAAAUACGCAAAAUGCCUUCUACCAUAUCGACUACCACCACCAGUGGUUUGGGAUCAAAUUUCACCAAUAACACAUCGGGUAUAUUGUCUUCCUCGUUGGGUAGUCACACCCAACCGCCAACACCUUCGCCCAGGCGUAAAAUAAGCACUUCAUCGUUUACGGAAAAUUUGGAAUACUCCGAGCAGGAAGAUAAUCUGCCCAUAGAUCAGGCAUUUAGAGGAUUUCAUUUGGGUGGCCAGGUGGGUAUGUGCGCUGGCGGCCAGCCGCCCAUGUAUGCAACCCAGGAUUAUAUGAGAAAUGGUCCAAGUUUCUCCAAUGAUGGCGGGGCUUAUGGAGCAGGUGCUCAUAGAGCCGGUUAUUUGGGCUCCAACUAUUUUCCAUAUCGCCCUGAACAUCAAAUGACCUAUGAAAGAGAUUGCAAAUCUUAUCCAGACUAUUCCUACGAUUACAAUCAUCGUCUGCCCAAUUACUAUGAUUAUAAUUAUGAUCCUCAGCCGCCACCGCCUCCUGCACCCCAGCAACAUCAUGCCUCACCGCCAGUGGUGAGAACACCACCUCCCCGAGUACCCCAAAUGGGAGUGACAGCAGCUGGCCAUAGACGUACUCCUUCAACUAUAUCCAAUAAUUCCAAUUAUAAUCAAGGCUUCAGCUUAGACUAUGAUGAAGCUCUCAAUCAGCAGUACGAAUACAAUAGCAUGGCUUUGCCGCUUACUAGCGACUAUGGUGGAGGAGGUGGAGGAGUAGGAACUUAUAGGGAAUCGGGCUCUUUAAUACCUACAGGAGCUGUACCGCCACCCACUAAACAAGAAUUGUAUAAAAGCUCACCCAAACCUGCGAAUCGCUUUAUGACGAAUACACGCAAUGAGAUUUCUUCGCUCAAUCGUAUGCGUGACUAUGAGAAUCUUCCAUUUAAUGUUAGUCCUUUGCACAAACCUUUGUAUCAGUAUAGAAGGGGUGAGGGCACGCCUUUGCAUAAUACGCCACAACGAGCUGUUUACACACGUUCGAGAUCUACACCCAUGUCACCCAUUAACAUGAAAACAUCACCCCCUUCACCAGCGCCUGCACAUGCUCACCACAAACCCUCCUCCAUACCACGUUUAAUGCCCGAGCGACCCGACAGUUUGCCUUUUGAUCCAAAUGCCUUGGCAUUUAGUGUCGGAGUGGGUACAAAAUUGCGUUCCUCUUUGAAAAAGUACAAUAAUUAUAAAACGCCCAAUGGUGCUCCUCUAAAUGGUACAGCAGCAACAGCUACAGGUUCUGCCAUACCAUUACCCACAAAUAAUACCACAACUACGGGUACCGCCAGUAGUACACCCACAAAUCCCACACCACCCGAUUCGUAUACCAGUGAUGACAGCUCUUAUUUAAGUGCCAAAGAGGGUUCCCUUUCAUCGCACAGUCGUGUGCGCUUUAGUCCCGAGGCCUAUUUAGAUGCCAGCAGUCCUGGCGGCCUUACAAAUCCCCACAGCACAUCCUCGACCCACAAGUCUCUGGCCCUGUACAGCAGACGUUUGUCGCGACGCAAUACCGCGGAUAUUACCGGUUCCUCAACAUCACCCUCAUCCUAGCAGGGUUUUGCCAAUCUGCGGGUACAAUUGGCCCGUAGUCCGGGUGCUCGUUCCAGUACAUUGUCAUUAAAUACACAAAACUUUAUACCAACCGGUCUGACUUCACCUCUACUACCGCCACAACAGCAGCACCUGCACCAACAGC